AUGAACGGGCGCAAUGGCACCCUCUCGCCUGUCUCGACCGACAGCACCGAGUGGUCGCCCAUCGGCCGCUACCAGAGCCUCGACAACCCGUACUCGCCCUCGCUGCCCCCGUCCAGGAACGGCGUCACCCCGCCAGGCAGCAUCCACAGCAACGUCGAUGGGCGCAUGUCUGGCGGCAUGGCCCGCAACGGCAACCCCUCGCCGCCGAGCUCGGUGGGGCGCUCCAGUGACGGCACCGGCUUGUAUGCCCAGAGCAUGAGCGACCGCGGCAUGAACGACCGCAAGAUGAUGGCGCUCGAGGAAACCCUCUCUGAGCACUACCGCGUGCUGAAAGCCUACCUGGGCCCUUACCUGAACGACGAGAAGGGCAACCCGCGCCCGAGCAGAGCAAAGGACAAGCUCACGCGCCUGUCAACGGUGCAGUUCCAGGAGCUUAGCACCGACGUAUACGACGAAUCAAUCCGCCGCGAGCAAGACCGAAAGCGCGGCGGGCCUGGUGCUCCAGGCAACGAGACCCCGAAGCACCUUCUGCCCAAAAACAACUUCCACCCAAAGCGCAACCAGGCGCGACAGAAGCUGUCCACGUUGCCGCUCGAGCGCUUCCGCCAGCUCGCCACCGAUGUAUUCUACGAACUUGAGAGAAGGACGCCGCGCUUUGCUGGUGGCGACAUGCCUAGAAGUAGCAGCCCCGCCGGUAGUAUGGCCAGCAGGACCAGCAGAGGGGCUCCCAGUCGCGUCGGUACACCGAACAGUAUGCGUGGCGGCCGUCCUCCUCCUGGUGGAUAUCGCAAUGGCCCUCCGCCGCCUGGUAUGAUGCCUGGGCCACCGGGCGCGCUGCGCCCUGGCUCACAGCCUAACGAACUUGGACGACCGCUUCCCAAAACCUUCCAGUCGAACACCAUCGUGCCGAACAAGGGUACCAUGGUCGAGGACGACGACGACAGCGGCGCGGAUGACGACGAUGCCUUCAACUUGGAAGGUGCUGCAGCUCGGCGACAGACUAACAAGAGCGCGAAGAGCAUGAGCGAGGCACAGGAGAAGAUGAUAUCGGAUCUGGAAAAUCAGCUAUCGGAGCUGCAGGCCAAAGUGGACUCGUUGGAGGGAUCAUUGCGAGACAAAGACGCAGAGCUGCAAAAGGCAAAAGAUGCAGAUAGCGCGCGCGAUACCAAUACGGCAUCGGAGCGAGCAGAAUGGGACGACUUGCGUUACACAUUGGAAGAGAAAGUUGAGAAAGCCGAGAACUUGAAUACCUCCCUACGUUCAGAGAUUGACCGGUUACGGAACGAAAACGCAGACUCGGAACGGAACCUGCGUGCUCAGAUCGCGCACCUGGAAGCGAACCCGCCUCAAAAGGCAUACGACAGUGACAAUGAGGAAUGGCGACAGCGCUGCGAGGAACUGGAACGUGAACUUAGCGAGCAGCAACAGGUGUCUGAAGAGGUCCGCCGGGAUGCCCAGAUGUUCUUGCAGGAAAUGCGGGAGCUGUCAUCACGGAGUGAUGCAGCUGUCGAGAAGGAGGAACGUCUCGCCGGUCAGGUCUCCACCCUAGAGGCCGAAGUCAAAGAGUGGAAGACCCGUUACGCACGUGCCAAGACGCAGCUGAGGAGCUUGAAAGCAUCGUCUAUCGGUCUGGCGUCUCUCGCAUCUCCUGACAUCAGCAACUAUACCCGCGACGCUACUCUCAGCACUCCAGAUGGCGCUGUCAAGGAUGUCCACGUUACCAACUUCCAAUUGAGCAUAGACGAGCUGCUCCAGGUAGCGCGCAGAGCUGAUCCUGAGCAGGUGCUCGAGAGCAUGAGGCACGUGGUGAAGUGCGUACGAGCCAUCACUGGGGAUAUCGACAACACCUCGCUCUCCCAGCUCGCGUCUCCGACUAGUAGCGUGAGUGGAGAUAUGUCAAACCCUGAGAAGAAACUCAAGUCGCGCGUCAGCGCCACCGCAAACAAUCUCAUCACUGCGAGCAAAAAUCACGCAUCAUCUGGUGGCCUUGCGCCUGUCAGCCUGUUGGACGCUGCAGCUAGCCACCUUUCCACUGCUGUGGUCGAAUUAGUCAAGCAUGUGAAAGUUCGGCCGACACCCGAGGAUGAACUCGACCAGGACGAGGAAGACGAUAGACCCAUGCCCCUCAAGCCCAACGGUUCUACCUCUAAUGUCGCGAACGGCAAUCCUGUGGGUCUUGGUCUCGGCCAUCAACGCCAGCGUAGCAAAGGUGGGAGCAGCGAAUCAACCAGAUAUAGUGCGUACAGCUCGCCCUACAGCGGCUACGACCGUCAGAGUUACGGCGCAAACGGGUUGGGUUACGAGAGGGAGCAAGGCAUGACCGAGUUUAAGAAUUAUCUCGAAGAUCAGACCGCCCUUCUUGUUCAGAGCAUCCAGCCUCUGGUCAACCUCAUUCGCUCUACUCCUGUUUCUACACCUGCCGAUGAGCAGCUGAUUGACAACUACAUCCAAGAUAUCUCGCGUGCGGUGCAGGACACGGGCAGCCGCACCUACGACGCUGUGAGGGAGCUUUCCAGCCCUGCUCUGAAGAAACAUGCAGUGCCGGUUGUCGAGGUACUCGAAGACUGCAGACAGGACAUGCUAGCCACGGACAUUGCCGGAGGUGGACGAGAGAGAAUACCCCCACUAGCUUUCAAGACCGCCCGAGCUCUCAAGGAGCUCGUACUUCGCGUCGACCGCAUCGAGACAGGCGAAUUGACUGUUGACCAGACACUCAAGAGUGAAUUUUGAUAAUUUCUGCUUACGACCGCGCUUUUGUUCUACACCCAUACUCUCUUCAAUCCGGUUUCCAGUACACGAAUCUUUUGGAUUCACUCUAAUUUUGGCACGGCGUUUGGACACCAUCAUACCGUCCCCGAUUGAAUACCGAGACGGAUGCUAAUACGUUCAUACUUGAUGCCGCUACGCACUCUACCGCUACCUAUAUUUAGUGUCUUGUACGGUUCUUGGAUUUUUCCUUCUGCUUGGAUUCACGCGUCAUCGAGUAUCGGAUUCUAUUGGAUCCUACGUUUUAUACCAUGUUUUCAACAGAGGAUAGAGGUGGAUUGAAAGGAUCGCUUGGUCGAAUUAUGGAUAGGAGAAGGACGGCGGCGCUAGAAGGGGGUUCUUGGUGGAGAGAUUCACGAUGUGUGUAGGAGCGGUGUGGAGC
Molecule: messenger RNA, 3148 nt
Organism: Paraphaeosphaeria sporulosa
Lineage: Eukaryota; Fungi; Ascomycota; Dothideomycetes; Pleosporales; Didymosphaeriaceae
Product: cell polarity protein-like protein
Exons: 3
Coding region: 1-2730 (909 amino acids)
Cellular component (GO): actomyosin contractile ring; cell cortex of growing cell tip
Molecular function (GO): MAP kinase scaffold activity
Source: RefSeq, a predicted model, not a curated record